Mangifera indica (mango) is the source of this 717-nucleotide messenger RNA. Its product is annotated as pectinesterase inhibitor 7-like. Lineage: Eukaryota; Viridiplantae; Streptophyta; Magnoliopsida; Sapindales; Anacardiaceae. The transcript is spliced from 2 exons. Gene Ontology annotation, biological process: negative regulation of catalytic activity. Gene Ontology annotation, molecular function: enzyme inhibitor activity. The coding region runs from base 1 to 717 and encodes 238 amino acids. The record is from RefSeq and is a predicted model, not a curated record.
AUGGUGAGUUUCCGCCUUCCUAAGUUUGAAUCUUCACCUCUGUUUGGUGGCUUGAAGAUGUUCUCCGUGAAAGAAACUGACUUAUCGACUAAACUUUCCAAAGCAUCGGUGGACAGGGGAAGAGACUCUGCGGCGGAUGGUGCUUGUAAGUUGUUUACCGCCCCAGCCCCCGGCUCUCAACCGCUAAACAAUGGUUCAGAUUUCAUCCGCUCGAGCUGCAAAUGCACUGACGAUCCCGACCUCUGCUACGCCUCCUUGGAAUCCUACUCCAGAUCCGUCAACAGGGAGCUAGCGAGGCUGUCGAUCGCCGCCAUCGAUGUCAGGUUGGAGAAGGUGAAAACGAUGGUGUCCUACUUGGCCAACCUCACCCGCGAUGCCGAUCACAAGUCCGACCCCAGAAUGUUACAGGAUCUCCGCCUCUGUCUCCGUUUAAUUGGUGGCACUAAUGGCGCUGUGGACGAAAUCCAGAAGUCGCUGAAACAGAUGCGCGACCUAGGCGCGGCGGGAAGCUCCAAGGAAAUGCUCCGAUCCCCGUUGUUUGAUGUGCAGAUGUCGAUUUCAGGGGCGUCCAUUGAUCAUUCUACUUGUAUCGACAACUUCGACGACGUGGACGGGCCGCUGAAGGAGAAUGUCAUCGCUAGGGUUGCUUAUGUAGGAAAAUAUCUUCGCACUGCACUUGGUUUGGUUGAUUGUUACACUGACAAAGUGACAAGUUGA